AUGGCUUUAUUUAGAGUUUCAGCGGCAUUACUUCCUGGUGAGUAUGGUGAAGAAUAUGCUGCCCUAAUACCAUUAUUAAGUAAAAAUGUUUUCCAUUUAAUCGAUGAAAAUGCUGGACCAUUGUCUGAUACUACGGUAAUACAAUAUCCAUUUUCCAGGAAUAUCUUCUGCAUUAGUGAUAUGGCAACAUCCGCAGUUUGGCUUCGACAUGGGAAAGCGAAAGCGUAUUUGCUGAAACCAUCUAAAACAGAAAAUAUGUAUUUAAAUCCCUCAGGAGAUCGAAUAAUGGGACCAAUAAAGUCAACGUACAAGAUUUUAAAAAUUGCGUCAGCGUCAGCAACAUCGUCGCUCUGUUGA
Chrysoperla carnea is the source of this 357-nucleotide messenger RNA. RefSeq lists its product as uncharacterized. The transcript is spliced from 2 exons. Bases 1 to 357 code for a protein of 118 amino acids. Lineage: Eukaryota; Metazoa; Arthropoda; Insecta; Neuroptera; Chrysopidae. The record is from RefSeq and is a predicted model, not a curated record.